AUGGCGUGGGGCGGCGGUGGUGGUGGGGCCUGGGGGGCCCGCGGUGGGACCGGGGUGGACGACUGGGUGCAGCGCCUCGAGGCGAACGAUGCGAGUCUGACUUCCCUGACCGUGCUCCGGUUCCGGAAGUUCGGCCACGAACAGGUCACGGCGCUGUGCGCGGCUCUCCGAUCCAACACGUCCCUGAAGGAGCUCUACGCGAGCGGCCACGCCAUGACCGCGGAAACGGCCGCCGUGGUCGCGGGCAUGCUUCGCGAGAAUACAUCCCUCGCGUCCCUCUGUGUGGGCUCGGCGGACUUCGGGGACGACGGCGUCGCCGCGCUGGCCGCAGGGCUGUCGCGCAACGCGACCCUGAAGCGCCUCGACCUCGAGAACAAGGGCGUGGGCCCGGCGGGCGCGGCCGCGCUGGCGGAGUCCCCCGGCGGGCUGCAAGAGCUGCUGCUGGCGCGCAACCCGCGCCUGGGCGACGACGGCGUGGCCGCGCUUGCCGCGAGCGCAGCGCUCGUGCGCGGGCUGCGGCUGCUGGAUCUUCGCGCGUGCGGCGUCGGCGCGAGGGGCAUGGCCGCGCUCGGGAGCGCGCUCGCGGCGUCUGGCGCGCCGGGUCGACGCGUGCUGCUCGCCGCGAACGCGCUCGAGAGCCCGGACGACGCGCGGAGCGCCUGCACCGCGCUGGGGGCGGCGCUGUCCGCGCGGUCGAUCGCGCACCUCGACCUGACGUCGUGUCUGACCAGCGACGGAGUGCCAGCGCUGGUGGGGGCACUCUCAGGGGAGGUGGAGCUGAGCCUCGGACUGUCCAAGUGCGGCGUCACGGAGGACGGGUGCCGCGCUCUCGGGGAGGCGGUCCGGCGCGGCGUGCGGUUCGCCCAGCUCGACCUGUCAAACAAUGCCAUCUGGCCCUCCGGCGUCGCGUGCCUCGCCAGGGCGCUCGCGUCGUCGCCGGGCGUCGCGGAGCUGGACCUCGCAGGGUGCCGGGGCGGCGACGAUGGCACGGAUUGCGCGGAAGCGGUCGCGGCGCUGGCAGCGAUCCCGCAGCUGCGGAGGCUGUCGCUCUUCGACAACGCGCUGGGCUGUGGCGGCGCGCAGGCCCUGGCCGCGAGUGUCGCGGGCGGGGGGUUCCGCGACCUGACAACGCUGGUGGUCGCGGGCAACGGCCUUUCCCUCGACGACAUCCGCGGCCUGCUCCGAGUGCUCUGUGCCGACGGUGCAGCGCCGACGCUGCGUAGCAUCGAGGUGGCGGCCAACCCCGGCGCGAGCGACGAGGGCAUCGAAGCUGUCGUGGCCGACGUGCAGGCGAGCCGGCCCGGGCUCGACGUGGCCUGGCGCGCCACGGGCUCCGCCGAUCCAGGCAGCCCGGCCCCCGCGGCCCCGGGUGACGGCUCCGGGUAG
This is a messenger RNA of Pedinophyceae sp. YPF-701, 1386 nucleotides long. The record is from the annotation of a GenBank genome assembly. Lineage: Eukaryota; Viridiplantae; Chlorophyta; Pedinophyceae.